Amoebophrya sp. A25 is the source of this 3608-nucleotide messenger RNA. NCBI's taxonomy places the organism in Eukaryota, Dinophyceae, Syndiniales, Amoebophryaceae. The record is from the annotation of a GenBank genome assembly.
GCAUGAUGUGGCAGUGGAAGUUACGUGAGGAAGCAAGAAGGGGUGAAGACACGACUGUAUCUGGAAUGCAUGGUAGAGUGACAACUGAAGAAGUAGCUGCCACAUCUUCUUGUGUUGAACAAGAAAAGCAAAGUGCAGCCUCAAGCUCUAGUACUAGCUGUAGCAGUGGCGCUUCUGCUUCUGGAAAAGAUGAUUCCCAACCAAAACAAUCACUUCUAGCAUCUUCUGCAGAUCUACGACGAGCUGAAGUAGCUGCUUCUGAAGGAAACAAGCCUGACCAACAAAGAGAACAAGAAAACAGUUCUUCCUCUUCAUCUCCUGCUUAAGGCUACCGCAGAAGCAUCCUCAGCAUCAUCCUCGGCUCUUUUUCAAGGGGAAAAAGAAGCCAAGCAUGCUCUCAGGGAUGCGACCGCGGUGGCUCUAAUAACCUACUCGACCCCAACUACCGAAUUUAUUGACGUUUGCGGACAUGGACACGUGGUCUGUGGGGUUGGUGUUGUACUUGGCAAUAAUAGCACGCCAUUUCCAGGGGAUGAGGAAUUUGGCUUACUUCUGGGUCUGGCAUCCAAAAAUGUACGACAGAGAGGAAGCCAGGAGAGCUGCAGUCGCGGAAGCAAUGGCAGAAAGAGUAGGAGAAAGAAUAGAAGAAGCCUUCUCUGAUAUUCCAGGUUCACAGGAGCUCGCACAAGGACCUAAUAUCCGAGGUGCACAAGAGCUGGCACAGGCCACAGGCGCGGCUUCAUCGACCACAGCAGCCGACUACGGACCUGCUCGAACAAUUCCAGCUUCCACUACUGAUGCCCGUGCAGCAGAGCCUUCAACCUCUACUCAAGUUGUAGUACCUGCGCCCACUUCUAACAAAGUUCCUGCACCCUCAACCUAUACUCAUGUUCCAGUACCUGGCUCUACUGCCACUUCUACCAAACCACAGAUUCCAAGAACCCCUACCAGGCCACGAGCUUCACCAGCUUCUAAAGAUCAUGAGUUGUGGGCAAAUAGUGGUUUGCGCUGGUGCGUGACGAAAAGUACUCCUCCUCCACUUCCUGUCCUAGAGGGGGAGCCAGACUAUCUUCUCAGAUUAUGGCCAACAUAAUUUAGUAUCCAUGAUAAGUGAACAGGCCUAGUACGCCUAAGCCACGACUUAUUAAUCGUUCAUGUCUCUCAGCAUCUUCAUGUCUUUGGUACUUAUAACAUAUUUAUCAAUAUCCAGCUUUUGCUCUUCCCAGCAUAGUUUUUAGAUGAACAGAAAAGAAGAAACAGAAGGUAAUGAGUCUCAGAGAUGAAAGGGGCAACGCGCUGGAUUGUUCAGGAGCACACUCUAAUCAGAGGCAGUUUUUAUUACAAUGGUAUCUUCCGAUUCGCACUACAGUGUCAUCCAAGACACAGGUCUUUGCGGAAUUUAAGGGCUUUCCUGCGCGCAGUCCAUGCAGAGUCAAAACUGUAUGGAAGUCAAUGAUGAGAAAGGGGUCCGAAAUAGGAACAGCAUUGGAUGUUGUUUAUGAAGUUCUUGGGUGGAAAAUGAAAAAUGAUGAAGAUGUAACUUGAAGUUUUUAGGAAGAUCAUGUGAUGUUGUACCUAGAACAAGGAUGGAGAAAUAAGGGACCUGGUAGGGCACUAUCCCUAUCCCAUAAAAUGCUUAAUACAGAAUAGAAAAAUAGAAAAUGUGAUAUGAUGAGGAGGUUGAUGUGGGACAACGGAUCUUCAGCUUCUUCAAUCUAACACAGGUUUAAUUGCAUUCAGAAAAUGAAGUAUCCGAAGUCAUAUAGUUCGUUCUUUCUGCUUGUGUAGAAACGUUUCUGAAACCCUUAUUCUUACGGUGAUUUGUUUGUGUGCUGGGUUUGAUUCUUGUACGUGAAAUCUUUUCGCAUUCAUCUUCAUUCGUUAGGUACAACUUGGCCCGAAAUUCAUUACCGGGGUCCACCGAUAGUGUGUUAAAGCGGAAGAACACGGUCUACUUACGUCAGAGGAAGUAGAUCAUAGGUAAAUACUAAUAUAACUUUCACGUCGUGGAAUCAAUUGCAUCGAGCAUGUUGGUUCUCUGAAAGGACUAGAAGAACGACAAAAAACGAUUCAAAAGCAUAGUAGAUUUAGAAAGAAAUCUAUAAUUGCAUUGUAGGUUGCUUAUAUUUGAUCUGUUUAUUCGUAGAUGAUGAUAAAAAGUAGAUGUGUAUUUGUGUCGGAGUCGGAUCGUCGUAACCAGGAGGGAGAGAGAGGAAGAAAAAGGGAAAAUAGGGAAAGGCGUCGCGCAUAUGAAUCAAGUCGCUCACUUUCUUGGGCCUUUGCGUGCAUCAGCUAACAGCGUCAGCAGCGUUGUCCAUUCCUAAUCUUAAUGUGCAUGGGUCGAGACGUAUCAUCAUCAUCAGCCACUUUUUCCACUGAAAAAAAACAACAAAACAACGUGAUGCUUGAUGAGAAGAUCAAAGCAACAGCAAGAAGGUCCAACCGAUAGAAAACUACAGAGGUAAUCAUGGCGCGAGGUCGGAGCUAUGAUUCUGUGCCUGGGCUGAGCCUGCAGUCUCGUUGCGUGCUUUUAUAUCUUCAAUUGGAGACUUUGAUACAUUAUGUUGAACAAGAGACACCAAUGCUGAACCUUGGAAUCCGUGUAAAAAACGUGUAUGGAAUUCUUCACAAAUCAGCAGGAACCUUGACGUGAGUAAGCCGCGAAGGAACAUCAAAACCUACUAUGAGUUCCACAAACACUCAAGGUGUGGGACAUUUUUUUACAGUGAGCUCUUUCUUGUGUAGUUGAGAAUGAAUAUGAAUAUGUUGUAUUCGAGUUCUUUUUUUCGCUGUCAUACAUGCAACCUGGCCCUGUCAGCAGUGACGCGGGGCAUCACAUUAGAGACACCAAGCACAUGGCAGUUUUUGUUGAGGUUGUAGCGGUAAACAGGAAGAAGACCCAACCAGAUUAAACUGUGACAGCGGACUUUGAACUUGCAUCGAUUUGUUUCUAUGUCAAGGAUAGAACCGUGGCAGAAGUUCUAAAUUUGUUUUUAUUAUAUUGGCAUUGUAUUGCGGGGGAAAAAACUGAUAAUCACUCAAAUUGGCCAAAACAAAAGCUCAGUAGCGGCAAGCUACCUGGAGGAUCUAACGAAGGAGAUUCGGCACUCAUCUUGCUGACGGUAGCUGACUCAAUUUUUAUUAGAAGCAUACUCAGCAUCUGUCGUGUUGAGUGUGUGUGUGUUUAUAUUAUCAAAUGACUGAACAUACCGUGCAUGAAAUGAAGGAGGUUUUCGCAAUAGAAGCACAUAGCUACGUCAAUAGAUGUGCCAGGGAAUUCUACUAGGGGGCGGGGCUGACGUGGAUCUUCCCUUGAACUUGUUCUAUUUUAUUUAAAAUUGUGUCCCUAGCGACGACUACCCUUUCUUUGGUCGUCCCUGUCUAUCCCCUUAUCAGGGUUUGCGCUUCCUCUACUUGCCUUGAGGACGUACCAGGAACUGCUUCGUCUCGCCGAUGGUCGAGAAUGAUCAUCUGAGAUGCACACAUGACAUGAUGACAGACAGAGAAUGUCGAUUUGAUAGUUGCAUUUGUUUUAAAUAAACUUGUGUCUUCGUUUUUUGACAAUACAAAGGGACUUUAUAUCACCAGCACGGCACUAGCUCUUGUAU